AUGACUGGUAUAAGAUUUGUAAUCACUUCUUAUAUGCAUGUUUGGUUAUAUGAACAUAUCAAUAUUUUGGAUGAGUUAUCAACACAUGGUUACAACAUUUUACAACAAAUUUUAGUCAUUUCUUUUGUUACCUGUUAUGAAUUUCUUGAAAUACCAAGUAAAAACAAUUAUUUUUUAUGUGCAUUAUAUUUUUUAUCAAUACUUAUUAGUAUUGAUUUCAUACAUUUUUAUAAAAAUGUUGCAAAUCUUGGUGAAAGAAAUUUUACCAAAGUUACUUUUUUACACAUUUUUCAUGGAAUACUAGCAAAAUCAACUGGAUAUAGACUUGCAAAAAUAGUAGAUAGUAGUUUUUUUGAUAGUGAAGAAAGUGAUAGUGAUAGUUUUUUGAAUGGUGUACUGGUUGAUAGAUUUCAUUUUAGAGUUAUUGAAGCUAAUGGAUUGGUGAAUAAUGAAUCUGACAAUGAAAAUUUUGACGAAGAAGGAUCUUUAAAAGAUAGUGCAUUUGACUCAAGUUCAUCAAGUAAUGAUUAA
Molecule: messenger RNA, 531 nt
Organism: Strongyloides ratti
Lineage: Eukaryota; Metazoa; Nematoda; Chromadorea; Rhabditida; Strongyloididae
Exons: 2
Coding region: 1-531 (176 amino acids)
Source: RefSeq, a predicted model, not a curated record